Symbiodinium natans is the source of this 1008-nucleotide messenger RNA. The record is from the annotation of a GenBank genome assembly. NCBI's taxonomy places the organism in Eukaryota, Dinophyceae, Suessiales, Symbiodiniaceae.
AUGAAAGAGGACAAAGAGGCACCUGGCGACGAUCCCCGAAGCCGGCCCUCCUCGGGGCACAGGCCAAGCCUGGUUCACAGGUCAAGCCUGGUUCAGGGAUAUCUGGAUGCCUUGACCUUGGCAGCGCACGGCACAGCAUGCGGCAGAGCUGAGCAGCAGCCCACUGCUGGCAAGCCCAGAUCCGAGAGCCCGAAGAGCCCUUCACUUGGACAGACUCCACUUCGGGACCCUUCCUUUCCGAAGCCGCAGCCCGCUCAGCCUGCUCUCAAGUACUUGCAGAAUGAGAGGGAUUUGAGAGGCUUCUCACAGAAGCGCCGGCCAUCGGCGGACGUCAGGGCGAACGAGGACGCAGACUCAGUAGGGACGCCUUCGGUUAGCCCCCAGCGCACCCAGGGUGACCCAGAUGAAGAGAGCGACGGCCUUGAAGAUAGUGCUCCGAAUGCUCCGAAUGCUCUGGGUGUUUACGUGUUCAUAGACGAUGGCCUGGACGACGGCCGGCGCGAAGAGCCCGAGAAGAUGGAGGCCUCCGAGCCUGGCGCGAACCUGCACUCCGCUUGGGCCGCGGGGAAGAUGCACCAGGUCAGCCUGGAGAAUGUGGAAAGCCUUGGCCCAGAGCAUGAGCUCGCCUAUAGCCAGGGGCACCAAUCGGCCGCUUCCAUCACCAAUGCUGCCGCGAAUUCCAGGUCCCGGAAAGUUCUGGCCGAGAAGGCUCCACGACUUGGACGCGCCUUCCCGCCGGGCUGUUCUGAAGCCGAUCCAGCUGCUGCCGCGACAGACCAGAACAUCCGCGCUGCGGCGCUGCGCAAGUGGGAGAGCUGGCACUUCCGCCCGCCUACUUAUCUGCCCAGUGCUGCAGUGGAGACAGGGACUCUGCCGGAGCACGUGGAGGAGAGCUUGCGCUCCUGGCAGCUCAAUCGGCCCAGCUCUGCUCCUUGGAGGCCUACAACGCGUCCGAAAACGCCGAGGCCGGCCUUUGGUAGCGGCGCCGCUGCUCGUGGCCCUGGGUGA